Messenger RNA from Salvia miltiorrhiza (redroot sage), 1515 nucleotides. RefSeq lists its product as uncharacterized. The record is from RefSeq and is a predicted model, not a curated record. The transcript is spliced from 4 exons. NCBI's taxonomy places the organism in Eukaryota, Viridiplantae, Streptophyta, Magnoliopsida, Lamiales, Lamiaceae. The coding region runs from base 82 to 1284 and encodes 400 amino acids.
AAUGCAUCCAAUUUCGCCAUAUCUAAUUGACUUGUUGACUAUUGUUCUCCUUCUCAUACACGCAGAGGAGUCUUGUCAAAAAUGCGAAUUUCGGAAUAUGUCGAAUCAACGGCCGAGGCGGAGAAUCGGAGCGCACCAGAUGCCACCCCGGAAAAUAAUGCGAACGCAGAGUCUUGCAAUUACGGCACUGCUGCUUUCACCAAGAUUGCGGAGCCGGUGAAGAGUGUUGACUCUGCCAUCUUCAUCAAAACCGAUCACGCCGCCAGCCGGAUGCCUGCUGAGGAGGUGAACGCUACACCGGUGAAGGAUGGCGGCUGUGCUGCUUUUGCCAAAAUCGGGAAGGCGAUCGCCACGCCAGUGAAGAUCUCGCGCUCAUAUUGCUUUGUCACCUUGGCCAAGAUUGGUUACGCUGUUAGGGUUAAAUGUCUGUAUAGGGUCGUGCCUAGGAUGUCAGACGAUGCUGAAACAAUAAUAAGCGUUUAUCCUACCGACUCUCCCCAAAUUGCUGGGCUUCGUGAAUCCGAUGAUGGCGACAAAUUGAUCCAUGGUCAGGAUGUUGGGAUGCCACUGAAAAAUGAGUGCAGGGACUCCUACAAGCUUGGCUUUCUAACCUUCGCCAGAAUUGGUUAUGUUGUCAGGGUCAAAGUUCUCUACAGGAUUGGUCAGUUUAUGGCAGAUCCUCAGACUAAAUCCAGAAUCAUCAUGUACACCAAAAUACUUGCCAAAAAUGCUCGCAACUAUGCAAGACAGAAUAACUACAAAUUCGACCAUGGCGGAGCUGCGAUUUUCAUCAUUAUAUGCGGCACCUUAAUCGAAGUUGUAUCGAAAGAGAUGGCAGAUUCUCCAGAACAACACGUAAGUGGUAGCCAAGAGUUCAUCACAGGAGUAGAGAUGCAUGGCAAGGCUGCGGAACCUGUCCCCAACUGCGGACAUGACUGGUUUUCAGAUGCAUAUAAAGGCCUAAAAGACAUGGUUGGAGCCAUUCCACUGAAUGAAAUUUUGGCCUUUAUGGUGAGAGAAUUUAGGGCCUUUCUGAGGAAAGAACCUUUUCGUUCUCGGAUUUUCAGCAAACAAUUCCUAACAAUGGAAUCUUUGGCCUUCAUGAUGAGAGAGUUUUUUGUGUAUAUGAUGAAACAGCUUUUUGGUGCUCAGUUUUUCAGCCAUAUAGAUGAGAUCAUAGUGGCUGUGAUGAGAGACCUUUUCAAUAUCGAUCUUGUCAAUGAGUCGGGGUUCCAUGGAUCAGCAAUGAAAGGGGGGAAGAAGAAAGGGAUGCAUAAAUAUUAGUAGUAAGUUUGUGUGUGUGAGUGCUUACUCUACUGGGGGUUGAAAGGGGGAAGAAGAAAGGGAUGCAUAAAUAAUUAGUAGUAGUAAGUUUGUGUGUGUGAGUGCUUACUCUACUGGGGGUUUCUGUAGUUAGUGCUUUUAUGCAGACAUGUCAUCUUAAAUGCUUGUGUGUAACAAUAUGGUAACCAUGCUUUUAUAUGAUUUGGUAUCUACUGUUUUAUAUGCCAUUAA